AUGGGCACUUCUCCAAACACAAUAUCUGAACAGCCCGAAUCUUUACAAAAUGUUGAUAGCAUCAUUGCCACCCGCCAACGACGACAUAAUGCUGGUAGAAAACUUCAACAAUUGAUUAAUGCAGAAGAGUCGGUUAACUACGAGGACGAGGAUGGACAAGAUAUUUUUCAAGAAAUUGAGGACGAUGAGGAAUUUGAUGCUAACGCGUCGUACGAGGAAGAGGAAGAGGAAGAGGAAGAGGAAGAAGAAGGAGCAGGAGCAGGGGCAGGAGAAGCGGACGAAGAGGUGGAAAGUUUCCUUGGUUCUUCUACUGAAGACGCGUCAUCUAGUACAACCAAGAAACCUACAGGUCCUUCAGUCAACUUUAAACGACAAAAGCCUUUAGCACCCAAUGAGGGUAGCGACAACGCUCAAAGCGAAGAUGACGAUAUGUUUUCCGAUUCAGAUUCAAUGUCUUCUUCUUCAGAUAGUGAUGAUAGCGCUGGCGAAAGAGAGCUCCAGCAGCAGCAACGAGCAGAUGUGCGGCAAGCAGCUAAGAAAAAGCGACAGGCCUCGUUCAUGCCAGCAGCCGUGCUUAAAGCCCAAAAGCGACGCGCUCAAAUCGAUAAGGAACAAGAAGAUAAUGUUAAAGUAACAGAAAAUGGAUCUGAAGAAACUGAGCGUCAGCGCCAAAUUAAGCGCCAAAAAUUACGCACAUCAGCAGACCAACUGCUCUCUGAGAAUCGCCGAAGAUCAACUAGAAAGGCAGCUGUGAAGAACGCAAAAGAUGUUAUUCAGCGUUUACAAGAGUCCGAAGCAAGAAGAGCAAAAAUGACUACCCCCACUGUCAAAGUUGUUCAUAGAAUGACACAAGAAGAGCGGCUAAAAGAAGCUAUAAUUACCGAAAAGAAAAAUGUCGAAUCACUCAAUGUGUUUUAUCAGCAAGAAGAAGAGCGCAAAAAGAACCGGCGGGCCGCUCUUUUGGCGAAGCGUGCACCCAUGACAUCCUUUAUUCGCUAUGUCAGUAAAACUACUUAUUUUGAUCCUAUAAUCCCUCCACUUGUUGAAGAGAUUUCUUCAGAGCCCAAAACUGCCAAAAAGGAGCCUCGUCGCAAAAUUAAGACGAAUAAACAAAAUCAAGAAAAACCUGAAGGUGAUGAGAAGCAGCUAGAAUCUGAAAAGCUUCCUGACCCCCAGGUAACAGGAUCGCCAACAGUACCUUUAAGCUCAGAGCUUAUUACAACUGCUCCGAUUUCUAUGGAUCACGUUACUCAGCCACAACUCGCAGGUUCGAUUGACCCGCUGACACAUUCUACUGUGGACCUGGGAGCUGUACCUAUUGAUCCUACAAUUCACGAUUCACAGGCACUUCCAGUGGUAUCCGAACACAUUGUGAUUGAUCCGGCAUCUGGCGAUCCAAUGCUAUCCCAUGGUACUACAUUGUCCCCUGUUGGUAUUGCAUUUGCCCCAAGAGCAGAAGAUGAUCAUUUCAGACGGUCGACGAGCGUAGAACAAUUGGAAGCUGAUUAUAUCAACUUCCAUGUUGCUGAAGAACCUACCCACAUUGAUGAAAGCGAAAAACCAAUUGAUGGGGGCCAUAAUUUAAACUUAGAAAAGCACGAUAUGCAUGAAAAUAUUUUGAAUGCACCUUCGCAACCGCAACUGCAAUCUGCCGUUUCAGCACCUGAAUCCACGGCAGUUCAACACGAGACUAUUAGUACUAAUGUUUCUACACCAAUGCUUAGUACUACAAGUCCAGUAUUUCCGAUUUCUGGAAUGGUGAUUGACGAUAAACUCAAAACAGAACUACAUGUCGGAAGCAGUCAAGAUACAGUAAUCAUGCCAGUUACAUAUUCCACUGGUGCAGCAGAUAAUUCUACCGCCCAGGUUCUCGAAACCGAAGCUUCUGUUGUUGCGCCGGAACCAAUGACAGUUGCCACUACUGCAUCAUCUGCGGCGUCUCAUGAAGAUGAACAAGCAGGUCACAUUAUAAAACCUGAUGGUACCCAUUUUGAAGCAGCGCCAGUAAUCAUUGAACAAAAUACACUGUUUACAGAGCCGCCCAGGGAUCAGACAAUACUUGAUCAGCAAGGUGAUUCAGCAAAUUAUAUUGUGCAAGGUCCUCAAGAAUGCCGGUCAGUCACUACAAUUAGUUUAUUGGAGUUUCCAGAAAGUUUUGGAUACUCAACACCUGAGAUUCAAAAAGUUCUUUUUGGCCCUCAAUCGCUGGAGAUUCCAGUUCCUGUGGAACGACCAGCCAAUUUGAAAAAUAUUGCAUCCGGAAGCGGUGUUCAAGGGACAACACCGAGCGGACGCAAAAAGCGUGGUCCUUAUGAAAAGACAAGAAUUAGAGAAGCGCUGGAACGCAGUAAGGAAGCUCGGGAGAAAGGGGCUGCUGCUGCCGCUGCUGCUGCCGCUGCUGCUGCCGCUGCAUCUUUGACGCAAGCAGCAGGGAAAAAGAAGGUAGAUGUGACCAAAUCUGCAGCUGAUGCAUUACUGAGCAAGCUUGGAGCACGCAGCUCAAGUGCUUCAUCUAGUCUUGCUUCUCUAGUUGCAAAUCCUAUUCUUUCGCGCAGUUUUGGAAUGAAGGUGAUGGGUCCUGGUGGUCUGGGCGUUUCCGGAGCAUCUGUUGGUCCUUUAGGUACUGGGGUGAUUGGCAGUGGUGGAAGUGAAAACGGUGGAUUAUCAGCAGCCGCUGCUAACGCUGCUGCCGCUGCCGCUGCUGCUGCUGCUGCAAAUGGGGGGCUUGUGGGAGGCAGUGCUGCAGCACGGGCGAAAUCUGCAGCGGCGCUGGCGGCGCUUCAGGCCGCGCCCAAGUGUGUGGUGACAGGAAAGCCCUGUAAAUUUGUCGAUCCCAAAUCAGGACUGCCGUAUUCUACUAUGGAAGCUUUCCAAAUGAUUCGACAAGUAAUUAACUGUGAAGUACCCUGGAAUCGAGAUUUUGGCAUAUUUAUGGGGACGGUUGGCAAGGAGGCCAGACAUGCAAAGGGUGUUCCACCUGGAUUUGCUGGGAAUGUUUAA
Magnusiomyces paraingens is the source of this 3000-nucleotide messenger RNA. RefSeq lists its product as uncharacterized. NCBI's taxonomy places the organism in Eukaryota, Fungi, Ascomycota, Dipodascomycetes, Dipodascales, Dipodascaceae. The record is from RefSeq and is a predicted model, not a curated record. The transcript is spliced from 2 exons. Bases 1 to 3000 code for a protein of 999 amino acids. Gene Ontology annotation, molecular function: ATP-dependent H2AZ histone chaperone activity. Gene Ontology annotation, cellular component: nucleus. Gene Ontology annotation, biological process: chromatin remodeling; regulation of DNA-templated transcription.